UUGCCGGUAUAUGAGUGGCUAUAAUACUUCAGUUGAUUGUGAUCAAGCAUCUUGAGAAGACCAUUCCCCAACAAUGUAUCCGCUGAAGGACAUUUUCACAUUCUACAAUGCAACCACUAAGGUUUGGAGUGGACGCCCCACGCCGUCAGUUUUCAAUCCGAACCAAAGUCUUGGAGAGCUGAUUUUUGCAGUCCUCAAACGGAACGGGAAAAAAGUUGUGCAAAUAAGCGCCGAUAGUGGUGCCCAAGUGACUGGCGCUGAGAUGGUGCUCAGGACAAUCAGAUUGGCGCAAAAUUUACAGAAGCGAGGACUCUGCUGUGAUGGGGACAACAUGUUCGCCAUGGCUGUUCGGAACGGAGAACACGCGGCACCGGUCCUGUUUUCAUGUUUUGCACUCGGUAUUCCAGUGCUUGCAUUGGACCCAACGUUUCUACGGGAUGACUUGAGUUAUAUGCUUGAAAUUGUGCGGCCGAAGGUGGUGUUCUGUGACAGUGAGACACUAGCUGAAAUGUUAGUUGCUUGCGAGAUGGUAUCACUAACGCCCAAAAUAAUCGUUCUGGGUGAUAAGGUCGAGGGAUUCGAACAUGUCGACGAUUUAUUGCUACCCACGGGCAAUGAAGAAGUGUUUAUUCCUGUCCACCUCGAAGAUCCACCCAAGAAACUGGCGAUACUUAUCUGCACCUCCGGAACGACGGGUCGCUCCAAGGCAGUCUGCUUGUCGCACACGAUUUGUAUCGUUCAGGUGGCCAAUUUCGCCGAGCUUCACUCCAGCGACAAACUGUUCGCCUUCAGUUCUCUGUACUGGCUUUCUGGACUGACGAUGGUGCUGGGUGGGACAAUUUGGGGUACGACGCGUGUUAUCACUCGACAAAUGCCCAGCCCGGAGCUAGCAAUGGAGAUCAUUGAACGCUUCCAGGUGUCUGUCGCUUUUUUUCCUCCUGUGCACGCCUUUGCUAUCGUAAAAAACCCGUUGGCAUUGGAGACCGUGUUUUCCAGCAUCCGAAUGAUUCACUGUGGAGGCGCUUUGGUGCCAGCACAGCUGAAGGAAUCAUUUGAGAAGUUGAUGCCGGGUAGAUAUAUGGAGGUGGUGUAUGGAUUGUCGGAGAUUGCAACCCUGGUGAGCUUCUCCAAUGGUAAGCAUUACCGACCGGGCUCUGUAGGAUUCCUAAAGGAAGGAAUAGAGAUCAAGAUUGUAGACGACGAGGGGAACCCGCUUGAAAAUGGUCAACAAGGAGAGAUCUGUACAAAAGCGAAAUACAUGUUCCUGGGGUAUUAUAAAAAUGAGGCAGCCACCAAAGCAACAUUGGACGAAGAGGGAUGGCUCCACACCGGGGACAUAGGUUGGUGUGAUGAUGAUGGAAUGCUGUAUGUGGUCGACAGGAAGAAGGAUGUCCUCACGUAUGAUAAUUAUCAGAUAUCACCAAGCGAGAUAGAGAGUGUCGUGCUGAAAGUGCCCGGAGUGGCGACGGCUUGUGUGGUUGGAAUUCCGGAGCAAGGAGACGAUUUAGUAACAGCUGUGGUUAUCCGGUCCAGUGGAGAACACGAAUUGCCCACGGCGGAGUCUAUCAUUAGAACUGUCGAAGAAAAAAUGCCCUACUAUAAACAUAUACGAGGUGGAGUUUACUUCGUCGAAAACCUUCCCAUGACUCCGUCUGGAAAGAUAUCAAGACGUGAGGCUAAGAAAAUGGUGCUGAAAAUUAUGUGUAAAUAAGUAUUUGUACGUUGGAAAUGUUUAACUCUCAUAAUCAUUGUAACAAUCCGCCAAAGAAAAUUCGGAUAAAAUAAACACCACGAACUGAUUUGUCUUUUUUGUUUGUUUUUAUCUGA
Molecule: messenger RNA, 1827 nt
Organism: Toxorhynchites rutilus septentrionalis
Lineage: Eukaryota; Metazoa; Arthropoda; Insecta; Diptera; Culicidae
Exons: 2
Coding region: 74-1711 (545 amino acids)
Biological process (GO): fatty-acyl-CoA biosynthetic process; long-chain fatty acid metabolic process
Molecular function (GO): long-chain fatty acid-CoA ligase activity
Source: RefSeq, a predicted model, not a curated record